UUUGUGAGCUCAUCAGUACAAUACCUUGCUUCUGUAGUGCAGUAAAGUUGAUGUGAAAUUUAUUUGAAAUUAGAAUCUAAAAUAAGACUAAAACAGAGUGAGUCAUAAAGAGAGAGAGAGAGAUAAACAGAGAGAGAGGUUUCUUAUACAGACAGACUGAAGCACCAAGCCCACGCCCACCCCUGGCCUGAUAAAUACAUUGUUUCACUAAAUUGAUGCCAGAGCAUAAACUCCCUGUGUCAAAGGCAAAAACUCCCACUCCGUCUCCGCAAGUGUCUUCUUGCUCGGGAGCCGAGAGCUCAGAGUGCCUCUCCUCAAAUGCGGCUUCUCCACUGAUGGGAAUGACCGACUGCCCUGGUGUUCUUUAGUGGCUGUGCUUCUCCCAGGACCUAGCAGCGCUACAGCAGAGCUUCCCCAUCUCUCCACACGUGAAUGGUUCAUUGGAGGUAAAAAUACGCAUGAAGAGGGAAUCUACUGAUCCCAGUGUACUGCAGACUGUUAACUUCGAAAGGCAACAGAAGAUUAUACACAUUCAUUACCAGAAGGGAGACAGGGACGCCUCCUGAGAUGGACAAGCUCCAACCCCAGAGAGAGAGCUCGAGAAUGGUCUUCAUCCAUCUCCACUGACUCCUGAGAAAAACAGAACCUCAGCACCCAGAACAGGGUACUGUAAAGCAGGGCCAAGGAUCUGGGAAAGGAAGAGAAAUGAGCCAGAAACAGGCCCAGUCGCUCCCGGCCUCCAGGAGAAAGGACGUGAAAUACAUUUUCGACCACUACGCCUCCGGUGCGGACAGCCUGCACGCGGGCGGCCUGCUCCGGUUCCUCCAGAUGGAGCAGGCGGAGCCUGGGGCCGAUGACGCCAUGGCGGAGAAUCUGAUUGACAAGUAUGAGAUUGAUGAGACAGAGCGGAAGAGCAGGACGAUGACGUUCCCCGGCUUCCUCCGGUACAUGGAGUCCAGGGACUGCAGCGUGCUGAACCAGGAGCACACGCGCGUGUACCAGGACAUGGGCCGGCCUCUCUGCCACUACUUCAUCUCCUCCUCCCACAACACCUACCUCACCGCCGACCAGCUGGUGGGGAAGAGCCACCUGUUUGCAUACGAGAGCGCCCUGCGAAAAGGAUGUCGAUGUCUGGAGAUCGACUGCUGGGACGGACCUGACCUGGAGCCGAUUGUGUAUCACGGCUACACCCUGACCAGCAAGAUCCUGUUCAGGGACGUCAUCAGCACUAUCGCGGAGCACGCUUUCCAGGUUUCCCCCUACCCUGUGAUCCUGUCCCUUGAGAACCACUGCCACCUCCCUCAGCAGCAGGUCAUGGCCCAAUACAUCACCACUAUCCUGGGGGACAGGCUCCUGGAUGCCGGCCUAGACCUCAGCUCCUCCGCCGAGCUGCCCAGCCCACAGAAGGGGAAAGUGAAGGUGGCGGUGGAGCUGUCCAACCUGGUCAUCUACACCAAGUCCGUGAAAUUCGUGAGCUUCAGCCACUCCAGGGAGAGCCAGUGCUUCUACGAGAACACCUCCCUCGGGGAGAAGAAGGCCCACAAGCUCGCCCUGAAAUCAGGUCCCGAGUUCGUCCUCCACAACGCCAGAUUCAUCAGCAGGAUUUAUCCAGCCGGCUCCCGCACGCUGUCCUCCAACUACAACCCCCAGGAGUUCUGGAACAUGGGCUCCCAGCUGGUGGCUUUGAACUUCCAGUCCCUGGGAUUGCCAAUGGAUUUGAACAACGCCCGUUUCCGAGACAACGGGGGGUGCGGCUAUGUCUUGAAACCACACUUCCUGAGGAGCCACGGGGCGACCUUUGACCCUAGCUCCCUCCCGCCGGACCUGAAGCCUGUACAGGUCCUGAUGAAGGUGAUAAGCGGGUCCAACCUCCCCAUCUCCAAAGCUGGCAAGCCCAUCGACCCCUACGUCCGCGUGGAGAUAACCGGGGUCCCGGCCGACUGCCGGAGGAUACAGAGCGAACCCGUCAAGCACAACUCGCUCAGCCCCAAGUGGGACGCCUCCAUGAACUUCACCGUCGGCGUUCCCGAGCUGGCCCUGAUCCGCUUCACCGUCCGGGACCACGGCCUCCGCCCUGCCAACGACUUCAUGGGCCAGUACACCCUCCCUUUCACCAGCAUGAAGAAAGGUUACCGGUGGGUGCCUCUUCUGUCCCGGGAGGGGCAUGAUCUGGAUCCAGCCUCGCUCUUCAUCUUUGUGUGGCACUCCUAAGCCACCAGCCUCAUCCUCAUCCAUGUAAAUCAGAGCUACAUACAUCUCUGGUGCUGCACAGAGAGCGGUACUACUGUGUGUACGUGUGUGUGUGUGGAACAGGAAACAAAGACAACCCCAUUGGUCUUAUAAAUGAACUUUUCUUUCACCAGAAAAUAAAUUCUGAAACACUCUUCAAAUACAUAUUUGCUCCAUUCUAAUUCCAACCAGCUUGUGUUCGAUUGACAGUAAGUAAUACAGAUCUAUACAUA
Messenger RNA from Anguilla rostrata (American eel), 2462 nucleotides. RefSeq names its product 1-phosphatidylinositol 4,5-bisphosphate phosphodiesterase zeta-1-like. Gene Ontology annotation, biological process: lipid metabolic process; phosphatidylinositol-mediated signaling; positive regulation of cytosolic calcium ion concentration involved in egg activation. The transcript is spliced from 13 exons. NCBI's taxonomy places the organism in Eukaryota, Metazoa, Chordata, Actinopteri, Anguilliformes, Anguillidae. The record is from RefSeq and is a predicted model, not a curated record. Bases 706 to 2211 code for a protein of 501 amino acids. Gene Ontology annotation, molecular function: phosphatidylinositol-4,5-bisphosphate phospholipase C activity. Gene Ontology annotation, cellular component: nucleus.